Nerophis ophidion (straightnose pipefish) is the source of this 3835-nucleotide messenger RNA. Its product is annotated as decapping and exoribonuclease protein-like. Bases 392 to 1621 code for a protein of 409 amino acids. Gene Ontology annotation, molecular function: mRNA 5'-diphosphatase activity. Gene Ontology annotation, cellular component: nucleus; cytosol. Gene Ontology annotation, biological process: nuclear-transcribed mRNA catabolic process; NAD-cap decapping. The transcript has 8 exons. The record is from RefSeq and is a predicted model, not a curated record. NCBI's taxonomy places the organism in Eukaryota, Metazoa, Chordata, Actinopteri, Syngnathiformes, Syngnathidae.
GAAGAAGAAGAAGAAGAACAUCGCCCCCUCUGGUAGCCGCCGUCACUGCACGUCCUGCCGCUCUCUUCUUGUUUUAUUUCAUUUUUUUAACCAAAAUAACACCUAACCAGAGUGAACCGCUGGGAUUUUAUCAUGCAUUUUAUGUUCUGAUACAACUGACUGCGUGAUAAAUAUUUAAAGCGAGCGCCGCCGUUUUAAACGAGGGAGAGCUGCUUGGAGUUAGCAUACGACGCUAGUUAGCCUAGCGAGCUAGUUAGCUUAGCGAGCUAGUUUCCCGCUGCCUUUUGUUUCGUUUUUUGAAAAAAUGUUCCCGAUUUAUUUAUCAAGAUGCGUUUCAGGACAGAUACUUCGUGUUUAGGCGUUACUGACUGUGCCACUCAGUGAGAAAAGAAUGAACCAGCACGGUUCCGGCUUGCAGCACCAGCGGUCAGCAUGCAAGAGAUGGAGCGAGGACGCUGAACAAAAUGACAGGGAACAUAAAUCCUUCAAAGCAAACCACCGCCAUCACCAGUCCGGGCCAUCAGCUCAGCAGCCCAGCUCCCCGGCUCUGAGCACCAGAAAGGAGCUCUACCAAAGAGACUUCCCGCUGUACAGGCAGCCUGUCGAAGUAGGUUCCUUUUCCCUCGACUCUCAGCGUAGAUUCUUCAACGACAGCCGGCAGAUGAGAUACUAUGUAGAACCUGAGAAAGGUCCACAUUUUGAUUUGAAAGAUGGAUACAGAGACCGCUUUAUACAGAGGGACGAGCAUGUGAAGGAAAAGCUGGAUCACAUCCUUCGGUGGAUUUUGGCCAACAGAUCCAAAGUCGCACGGAGGACAGAUUCGUCGCAUUCAUCAGCUUUAGAUGUCGACUUUGUGACAUGGCGUGGCCAUUUGACCAAACUGCUGACCACACCGUACGAAACACGAGAGGGCUGGCUGCUGGCCGUCACAAAGUUCAAAGGAACACAUUACAUCAGUGAAGUGGAGACGGAAGAGGCUCGCAGGGAUCAGGAGAACCGUACCGAGCGGCAUAAGGCGAUGAUGUACUGGGGGUACAAGUUUGAGCAGUACAUAUGCUCAGAUAAGCUCGACGGAUCGCCUGAUCCGAGUGGCGUGGUCAACACAAACGAGGCCUUCUGCACCGUGGUCCAAACCCGCCUUUCAGAUCACAGGCUCCUGUUCUCCGGUGAGGUGGACUGCCGGGAUAAAGACCCCGACUCUCCGUCUCCUCCCUCCUGCUACGUGGAACUGAAGACGUCCGCAGAGAUCUGUACUCCCAAACAGCGCAGCAACUUCCACAGGUUUAAACUACUCAAGUGGUGGGCACAGUCCUUCCUCCCCGGAGUCCCCCGCAUCGUCGCAGGCUUCCGGGAUGAGGACGGGAUUGUCGUGUCCGUGGAGACCUUUCAGCUCUCCAAGAUUUCACAGCUUAUCAAGAGGGAGGACAAGUGUUGGAGGCCAACAGUCUGCAUGAACUUCUGCAACGACUUCCUGUCUUUUGUCAAACGUGUCAUAACUGAAGAUGAUCAUCAUGUGGUGUAUCUGUUCUCCUGGAACCCACGCUGCGAUGUGACUUACUCUGUACACAAGGACUCCUCUUACUCUUUCCUGCCUGACUGGUACAUGAAGGAAAUGAUCUGAAGAUCCACACCAUCAGUACUAAUUUACAAAUAAAAAGCAGUCCCAUUUAGAUGAAGAAUGUCUCCUAAUCCUCGUGAAGAAAAGUGGGUGGAACCAAGCGUCUUUUUGUGCUGUUCUCGCCAUUCCCGGGUGUAAUUUGGCUGUCAAAGUGUACCAACUUAUCAGAAAGUGUCCUCGUCCUUCUACUAUCAAGGUGAGAGACAUGUGUACCAAUUUAUCAGAAUGUGUCCUCGUCCUUCUACUAUCAAGGUGAGAGACAUGAUUUAUGAUCUAGAACAAUGGUUCACCAGCAAGGAAGCAGCUCACCAAUGGAUCAAGUCAACAUAGCCACACAAACUUGUGAUGAUGACACCACUGUAGUUUGUCUCUGUCAGCACUUAUGAUAACAAUAUCACUAAUACUUGGAUAAUAUUCAAAGUCACAAAGUGUAAAUGGAGUAUUGUUUUUGGAUUGUUAUUUAUUGGGUUUUAUGGGCGGAAUAGAGAACCUCCCAUUGGCUCCGGUGUAAGCUGACUUUUAAUUGCGAGUUAGAUUGCAUUGGAAAAAAAUCAUGCGUGGUCAUGUCUUUCAUAAUGAUUAGAAACGAUAGGCAAAAUUCCCCAAAAAAGUGCAGUUCCCGUUUAUAGUUAAAUAAGUCACAAUAAAGGGGAUCAACUAAACGUGCACAGGACUGGUUUGUCUUUAAUCCAUUUCCGGGUUUGUAAGGUUUGGUAGUUGUCACAGUUUGUGAUCUGAGCUGCUUUUGUGAUCCAUGUUUGUGUGCCCAUCUGCUAGGUCUUUGACAUAGAAAGUCAACAGCAUGGAGCCUUGUGGGGCUCCAACAGUGCAAGUAAGACACGAUUACAAUGCAUUUCUUACUUCUACAGCUUGUCCAUAUUCUAGCUAUGAGAUAGGCUCCAGAGCCCCCCGCGACCUCAAAAGGGACAAGCGGUAGAAAAAGGAUGGAUGGAUGGAUGGAUUUUAUUCAGCAGAUGGCACUUCUGGAAAAAAUAAGCUUUUGUAUGAAAAGAACAUUUGAAGUAAAAUAACAGCACAUACAAAACCACACUGAUCUAGACGGCUUUUGAAAUUCUGAAGAAAGUAACUGGUGGCCCUUUCUGGGAUCCUGUUAAAGUAUUCUUUCUCUGGAAGUGGGGACGAGCCCAGAGAAGACCCGCUGUCUUACAAGACAACCGGCAAAGUCCUUUUACCGUCAUUGCAUUAAAUGAAAACAUUCACUGCCGUGUUUCUACAACAACAUUUCAGUUGAUGUCAGUGGUGUCCUAAUUGAAUGAGGUUAGAUAACUUUAUUUGACUGCUACAAUGCAUAUUAUUACGCAAAACAUCACAGCUAAGAAGAAUUAGCUGCAAAUACAUAGCCAAAUAUAAAAUGUUGUCUUAAGGCUGGCACCACAAACACAAACAUCACAAAUACACACUGUAUAUACAGGACCACUAACUGCACCUUUUAUUUUAUUUGUAGGAAGUUUGCCUAUCAUUCACAGUCCUUAAUUAAGACAAGAACACCUUUUUCUUUUUUUAUACAUUCUAUAUAGUCAGCUUACAAUGGAGCCCAUGGGAGUCGCUAUACUCUGCCAAAAAUGCCUGUAAAACAUCCAAACACCUCCAUUAAGAUUUUACGUACAUGCUGGAAGUGUAAAUGUAAUGUCGUAAUAGGCACAUUUAGAAUAAUACUUAAAGAUGACGUAUUUUUCUAAUUUUGAAGUCAAUCAUUUCAAAAAUGCAUCACAACCUGCGCUUUUUUUGCCACUGCAUCAUAAGCUCCAGCACCCCCCACAACCCUGAAAGGGACAAGCUGUCAGAAUAAUUGUAUCUAAGUUAUCACAAAACUUUGUGUUUCCAUGAGUUCCCGGCGAGCAGGCAAAAGCUGUCUUUAAUCUUACCUAUCAAAAUGCUUGUAAAAUUCCACUGUGUAGGAUGGGACGCAACAUGAAGGUGAAGGUUUCUUUGAUCUAUUGUAAGCCCCAGGUAGAUUUUUUUGUCUUGACCUAAUAUCUACAAAGCGGAGAGGAAGAGGGACCUGACCCCCCUCCAGGCACCUUUUCUUUGAACUGUUUUGUAACAAAGGCGACCCCCCUUCCUUUAGAAACAACUGUUGCCAUGUAAUCAGGAAAAGUCCAAAUAAAAGAGGAGGCGUGCGACCUUUUGUCAGAGCGGGUUGGAAGACUGUGCAAAGAGCACAGCCCGGACGUUUUUCCUCAAUGAGCUGUUUAA